AUGUCUUCCAGGUCCCAACGCUCCGUCCUCGUUACCGGUGGCACCAUCGGUCUUGGAUACCAAUGUACCUUGGCCAUAGCUCGCGAAUGCCCAACUUACGAGGUCAUCAUCGCCUCGCGCACUGACAAUGGCGCCGCCGAAACAAUCAACACGCUUCUCGGCCAAAACAACGUCCGCUUCAUGAAGCUAGACCUCGCGAGCCUCGCCAACAUCCGCUCCUUCGCCGAAACCUGGGACAAGUCUGAUCUCCCUCCUCUCUACUCCCUAGUCUGCAACGCCGCCCUGCAAUUCCCCGGGGCGGCCGAAUACACAGAAGAUGGAUUUGAAAAGACCUUCGGCAUCAACCAUGUCGGACACGCACUACUCUUCUCCCUACUCCGGGUUCAUCUGGCCAAUACCGCUCGGAUCGUGAUAACGGGAAGUGGAACGCACGACCCAGCCCAGAAAUCCGGCAUGCCUGACGCAUUUUACAACACGGCGGAGGAAAUGGCGCACCCGCUUGCCAAGUACACGCAGGGCAAUGGUCGACAACAUUACACGAAUACCAAGCUAGCAAGUGUUCUGUACAUGUAUUCUCUUCAUCGUCGCUUUACGGCAAUCAACGAGAAGACCGGGAGGCAUUGGACUGUGACGACCAUGGAUCCUGGCUUGAUGCCUGGGACUGGACUUGCACGGGAAGCGAACGGCGUUGAGAGGUUUCUCUGGCAUAAGGUUUUGCCACACAUGAUCCCGCUUUUGCGUAUCCUUAUCUCGCCCAAUAUUCAUACGGCUCGGGAGUCUGGGAGGGCGUUGGCGCGGUUGGCUGUUGGGGAGGACGUUGAGGGGGUGAGUGGUCGGUAUUUUGAGGGACGGAGGGAGAUUCCUUCUAGUAAGGAUAGUCUUGAUGAAGCUAAGCAAGAGGACCUGUGGAAGUGGACGAUUGAUGCGGUGGCUCGCGAUGAAGAAAAGGCAGCGUUUGCGUUGAAGGAUUUGCUUUGA
This is a messenger RNA of Penicillium pulvis, 978 nucleotides long. RefSeq lists its product as uncharacterized. Bases 1 to 978 code for a protein of 325 amino acids. Gene Ontology annotation, biological process: amino acid metabolic process. The transcript has a single exon. The record is from RefSeq and is a predicted model, not a curated record. Lineage: Eukaryota; Fungi; Ascomycota; Eurotiomycetes; Eurotiales; Aspergillaceae.